Symphalangus syndactylus (siamang) is the source of this 7908-nucleotide messenger RNA. RefSeq names its product SH3 binding domain protein 5 like (gene SH3BP5L). Gene Ontology annotation, cellular component: cytoplasm. The record is from RefSeq and is a predicted model, not a curated record. Gene Ontology annotation, molecular function: protein kinase inhibitor activity. Lineage: Eukaryota; Metazoa; Chordata; Mammalia; Primates; Hylobatidae. Gene Ontology annotation, biological process: intracellular signal transduction.
ACAAAAAAACCUAAAAAAGGUAAUUUUUAAUGAUGGAGGCAAUUUAGGGUACUUAUGUGAGAAAAUCAGAAAUAAAAGUUACAAGUAAAAAUUUAUGAAAAAACUAUUUAAGAAGUUGAUUUGUGAUAUUACAUAGUAAUUGACAGUGUUGCUAACAUCUUUAUAUGGCUUUCAUAUUUUUACAUUUCACUCAUUAAGUCGGUCUACAGGGGUUGGUUGGUUGUUUAUUAGUGCCAGGAACUAGGAGGGAUCCUUGUGGCAGGAUCCAUAUGUGGCUAUUUAAACCCGCUCAAAAGCUACACGUGACUAGUAGCUACCAUAUUGGACAGUGCAAAUAUAGUAACUUCCAUCAUUGCUUAAGUGCUACUUUAAGCGCUGAUUUAGAAGACUUCUGAGGUAUGUGAUCUAUGAUGGAGAUGAGGAGAGUCUAAGCUGAAGCUACGGUAAUGAGAUGAACAGAAGGCAUCUCUCUGAGAUAGUGUGAUGAAAAGCAAUGUGGGGGGUGCCUUCUAGGUUUUUCCCUGGGUUAAGAGCUGGACUGUAGAACUGUUUACCAACAUUAAAUGUCAGAAGAGCAGGAUUUGGGAAAGGGGAUGAAAUCAGAUUUGGAUCCACUGAGAGAGAGGCAACUCUGGGACAGGCCAGCGGUAUCUCAAAGGCUGACGGAUCUCAGAAUGUGAUCUGUGGAAAGUCUGUGGAGACAGCUCUAAGGAAGGAACAGUAGCCCUGGGUAAGGACUACAGCCAUGCACUAGGGUAAGGGCACUCAGGGAAAGUAGGCAGCAAGAGAUGGUCAGAAGCUAACAUCAGGGCCUGGGGCACAGUAACAUUUAGGACAGGGUUUUCAACUGUGAACAGGUAAUGAAAUCAACAGACGAGAUCUCCACCAGCAUUUAAAAGUAGUAUAAAAUAUUAAUGUGCUUUACAUAUAAUUUGGGUAAAGAUCUUUUCCUGUACCUUUUUAAUGAAUAUAUUUACACACAUACAUGUAUACUGGGUUGCAAGGUAAAACAUGUAUCUGGGUUGUCUUCCAAUUAGUUUGAAUCCCACCAGUUUAUAAAAUGAGCACCAUCGGCUGGGCGUGGUGGAUCACACUUGUAAUCCCAGCACUUUAGGAGGCCGAGGCAGGUGGAUCACUUGAGGUCAGGAGUUGGAGACCAGCCUCACCAACAUGGUGAAACCCUGUCUCUACUAAAAAUACAAAAAAAUUAGCUGGGCGUGGUGGCAUGCGCCUGUAGUCUCAGCUGCUCAGGAGGCUAAGGCAGGAGAAUCACUUGAACCUGGGAGGCGGAGGUUGCAGUGAACUGAGAUCGUGCCAUUGCACUCCAGCCUGGCGACAGAGUGAGACUCCAUCUCAAAUAAAUAAGUAAAUAAAUAAAGAAAAAUAAAAUGAGCACCAUAGACUAUCACCUACAUGGGAAGUGAGAUAGUGUCCUUUUUCUCAUCAUUGCCUGAAAUUCUGGCACAUAGUAGGCACUCAGUAAAGACAUAUUGCAUAACGGAAUGAAUCAACAAGCCAGAGAAGAGGAAACCCAGUACAAGGGUGACUCAGAAGCUAAAUGAUAAGAAAAAAGAGAGAAAUAACCCCGUGUCAGAUGUCAGUGAUGUGGCAAUAUUGAGAGCAUGGAUGACCUUAUCUUUGUAAUUCCUAUGAAUUGGCAGCAUCCGGAGCCAGACUGUAGGGGUGAAUGGGAAGGGAGGAAGUGGAGAAAAGACAAACGAUAGUGGAGACUGAGAGGCUGUUUGUUUUGUAUUGAAGAUGUGAAAGUUCAGUAUGUAUUCUGAAGAAAUUAUAUAGAAAAGGCAGGUUCUAAAAACAUGCUGUCCAGGAAAGGAGCCACUAGCUACACAGAGCUAUUUAAAUUAAAAUAAAAAAUACAAUUUCUUAAUCACACUAGCUCCAUUUCAAGUUCUAAAUGGCCACAUGUGUCUAGAGACUACCAUACUGUGCAGAGCUGAUUAACAUUUCCUUCUUUGCAGAAAGGUCUUUUGGACAGUGCUGCUCUAGACAAAAGCUUUAAUUCAUCAUGUUUGUGCUGGCUUCAAUAAACAAGUUUAGGUUAAAUCAAUGCACAGCAUCGCCCAAUCUCUUCCUACCCAAAACAUUAUCCAAACCCAGCAGAAAAACUAUUGUGGGAUUAUAUCACAAUCUAUACAUGAUAGAUUCACAUGUGGUCUCAGUGGGUGAGAGUUAACCUUGGAAGAGGCCAGUGGAGACUUUAAAGGGGCUGCUAAAGCUCAGGAUGUGAUCUAGGGGUCUGGUCAUUAUAUGUAUUCGUAAUGUUUUCCCACCAAAGAUCUGUGACAAGUAGCAGCAGUUUGUGAUUGCUAAGCAUUACACAGAGAAAAGGAGCUAUGGGAUAGGGUAUAAGAAUGACAGGUAUUGGAGCAGUGCUGAAUAAGAAAGGUUGGAUAAUUCAGGCUAGGGUAGACAGAACAUCUUGGGUAAAAUGAGGUUAUUACAGUGAAAUUCUAGUUCUACAAAAGUAAAGUGACUGGUAGACAACAAAUAAAUCAUGUUUAUCACCUUAUAUUUAAUUUUUAUGGUUUUGUAUGGCACCUUAAUAAUAAAAAGGACUGUGGUAGAAGACUGAGGCAUUAUUAUCCAUCAAAGCUGUCCACUUAGACAAUGUUACUCAAGGUCCUGCUGACUUAUUGAAAUUAGAAAAAUCAAUUUUGUAAUUUUAAAAACAAAACCUCCAAUUUAAUGGAAAAAUCUGUUUUCAAUCACCUCUUUUAAAGGAAUAUAUUUUGCUCUGCCCAAUUAAAAAAAUCGUUAUUCAUGGGAUGAAGGGAUAGAAGAAAUGGACUGAGAACUGUAGAACUCUUGGCACAUGACUCCAUCCAAACCUCUGAGUUACUAAGAGACAAACUUUAGCAUGCCUUCUAGCAGUGUAAGAUCAUGUCCCUAGGAGAACCCCAGCUCCCCCAUGAAAAUGCCUGCCUGAGAAAGCUCAAUGCUACCAGGAUAAUUUACUGUUUGUUCUAGCCAACACCUGAUGAUAGGCUCCUGACCUCCCUUUCUCAGGGCGUUUAUUAAGGGCUUACAAUUAUGAAUCCUUCCUUCUUCUCUUCAAGGUGUUUAUGCGUCUGCUACAACUCAAGAGGUCCUUCUAAAGGACCUGAGAGCCAUUCCUUUGAAAUGGAUCGUCAGGAAAGGCAGAGCCUCUACCUCCCAAUCUCAGUGCAAGAAUAGCACAAUAGGCUGGGCGUGGUGGCUCACGCCUGUAAUCCUAGCACUUUGGGAUGCCCAGGCGGGUGGAUCACCUGAGGUCAGGAGUUCGAGACCAGCCUGGCCAACGUGGCAAAACCCCGUCUCUACUAAAAAUAGAAAAAUUAGCCAGAUGUGUUGGCAUGCACCUGUAAUCCCAGCUACUCGGGAGGCUGAGGCAGGAGAAUCUCUUGUACUCGGGGGUUGGGGGGCGGGACGGAGGUUGCAGUGAGCCAAGAUCGCGCCAUUGCACUCCAGCCUGGGCAACAAGACUGAAACUCCGUCUCAAAAUAAAUAAAUAAAUAAAUAAAUAAGCACUCUUAACUUCUAUAGCUGCUAGCUAGCAGACACAUCUGGCCUAAUCACAUCUAUGCCAAUCAAAUCUGUAAUUUUUCACUUCUCUGACACUAUUGAGCCCUGAUCACCUUCCUUCCCUCAUUCUCCCUUUGAAAUGCCCAAUCACUUCUGUACAAAUCCCUUUGAAAUGCCCAAUCACUUCUGUACAAAACUGAACAGAGGUCAGUUCUUUUCCUUUCUGUAAGCAGUUACUGAAUAAAGUCUUUUUCACUGCUUCAAUGUCUAGCUGGGUUGUCUCUGACAGGAUCCAAAAAGGAGGGGAAUUCAGCCCAUUUGCCUUUUCCAUCUGCAGGGCAAACUUUCAGUUGACUCUGAGGAAGUUACGCCUUUUGUGAAAACAAAACAUCCAAACCUGAACGAAGCUCUUCCCCUUAGGCUUAGGCCCUCGCCUCACCAAGCGACACCUAGAGGUGUCAACCAGGCGCUCGUUCAUGGACCUAGGUAACGAUACACAAUGCCAUGUAACAAACUCCUGCUCAUCGAGGGCAUCUGACCUUGGGUGCACGAGUGAAUUAAUUGAGUUAAUGUUGACUAAGUUCCUGAUUAGUAUUCACGGAGUAACUGGUGACCCCACCAAAAUGUCGUUCAAGUGCGAGGUCCAGAGGCCUCGAGGACUGGGAUUUACCCAUCGGAGCCGUCCGCUCAGACGCCGUUAGUAAGGGUUCCACCGACUUCACUGGAGUGAGGAAAGUCACUUUUGGAAAUCCACUUUGCCUUCGCCGGCGAAGCCCGCCAGUGCCCUUACUCGAGUUGCCCCAGGAGCCACUGCCGGAAGUUUACCAGCUCACUUUCAGCGUCGCGCCCGCCUUCGUGGACCAGGCCGGAAGUGGCUUUCGGGCAGCCGCCGCCGCAGCUCCGUAAAGCAAGAUGGCACUACUCGCUCUGAGGCUAUUAUCUCCGUUUUAUAUCUAGUAUUCCUCUUCUCACCAGUUACUCUCGAUUUCCAUCCCGCACCCUAACUUUCUUCAGCACCACAUUCUCAUAUUUUUCUUUCAUUCAGCCUCGGUGAGGAUGGUCCGGAGGCAACCUACGGCCAGCCUGAGCAACGCGGGGCACCAUUUUGUACGGAAACUGAAGGCAGGGCGGGGGCGUGUGAGGCCUCCCGAGGAGGCCCGGCUUGAGAGAGAGCGCGGGAGGGAGGGCGUUGUUCACCGAUGAUGUAUUUCCGCUUCUGAUCUGCCUGGUCGUUUUUGGUUGGAUCGGCUUGUUGCGGAGAGGGAGGGGAGAAGAUUGUUUGCAGCCUAGAAGCUCCGCGGACGGGAAGGUAAACUGAGCUCCCCAGAGACGCUCAUCCUACAGCCUCAGCUCAGGCCCAGCCUUCUCUCUUCAGCUGCCACCACAGCCUGGAGGCGCCUGCCUCCACCCUCCCGAAUGGUGCUCCUCCUAGCAGGCCUCGGCCCAGGAUCCAAGCCCCCUUUGCCCCCUGCCUUGGAGCUAUUGCUCCGGGUUUCUCAUAGUGGACUCCCUGUGGCGGGAAGGGAAGAACUUUUGCACAGACAAGGCUUCAGCUCUAGGAACCCCACUGACAACUUGAAUCUCAACCUCUAACCUAGUGUGAGGUUCUUCCUGUGCCCACCUUUUCUGCCUUUUGAGAAGAGAAACUCUUCUCCUGGCAUCUAGAGCCCAGGAAGCCCCAAGCUGGGGCCCUGGUCCCAGCAUGUCAGUCCUCUCUUGUGCAUAGGGCUCUGCCCUCCUCCUGUUAGCAUGGCUGAGCUCAGACAGGUUCCAGGAGGGCGGGAGACCCCACAGGGGGAGCUGCGGCCUGAAGUUGUAGAGGAUGAAGUCCCUAGGAGCCCAGUUGCAGAAGAGCCUGGAGGAGGUGGAAGCAGCAGCAGUGAGGCCAAAUUGUCCCCAAGAGAGGAGGAAGAACUGGAUCCUAGAAUACAGGAGGAGUUGGAGCACCUGAACCAGGCCAGCGAGGAGAUCAACCAGGUGGAACUACAGCUGGAUGAGGCCAGGACCACCUAUCGGAGGAUCCUUCAGGAGUCGGCGAGGAAACUGAAUACACAGGGUUCCCACCUGGGGAGCUGCAUCGAGAAAGCCCGGCCCUACUACGAGGCUCGGCGGCUGGCUAAGGAGGCUCAGCAGGAGACACAGAAGGCAGCGCUGCGGUACGAGCGGGCCGUAAGCAUGCACAACGCUGCUCGGGAAAUGGUGUUUGUGGCUGAGCAGGGCGUCAUGGCUGACAAGAACCGACUGGACCCCACGUGGCAGGAGAUGCUGAACCAUGCUACCUGCAAGGUGAAUGAGGCGGAGGAAGAGCGGCUUCGAGGUGAGCGGGAGCACCAGCGAGUGACUCGGCUGUGCCAACAGGCUGAGGCUCGGGUCCAAGCCCUGCAGAAGACCCUCCGGAGGGCCAUCGGCAAGAGCCGCCCCUACUUUGAGCUCAAGGCCCAGUUCAGCCAGAUCCUGGAGGAGCACAAGGCCAAGGUGACAGAACUGGAGCAGCAGGUAGCUCAGGCCAAGACACGCUACUCCGUGGCCCUUCGCAACCUGGAGCAGAUCAGCGAGCAGAUUCACGCGCGGCGCCGCGGGGGUCUGCCUCCUCACCCCCUGGGCCCUCGGCGCUCCUCCCCUGUGGGGGCCGAAGCAGGACCUGAGGACAUAGAGGACGGAGACAGUGGGAUUGAGGGGGCCGAGGGUGCGGGGCUGGAGGAGGGCAGCAGCCUGGGGCCCGGCCCCGCCCCCGACACCGACACCCUGAGUCUGCUGAGCCUGCGCACGGUGGCUUCAGACCUGCAGAAAUGCGACUCCGUGGAGCACCUGCGAGGCCUCUCGGACCACGUCAGUCUGGACGGCCAAGAGCUGGGAACCCGGAGUGGAGGGCGCCGGGGCAGCGACGGCGGAGUCCGUGGGGGUCGGCACCAGCGCAGCGUCAGCCUGUAGCCGAGGGGCCGGGGUUCCUGGCUUGAAUCUGCUACCACGGGCCGGUUGGGGCCCACAGUCUUCUCACGCCCUCUCCUCUGGGGCCUUGUCUUCCCGAAGGUCCCCUUCUCCAGUGCUUCCCUGGGAGAGGCCAGCUGUGUUCGAGUCCUCUGUGCCUGCCCUGGCGUUCUCACAGCCUCCCGCUUCCCCUCAGCAGGCAGCUCUCUUUGCCUUACCCAUUCAGAAGGCUUGCCCUCGGCGCUCUGUCUGCCUCUCCCUGCUAGCUCAUCCCAGUCUGCAGGGCAUUGACCCUUUGCUUUCCCUUUCUGCCCCCUCUCUUUCCAUCUGUUUGGCUUUUUCCCUCAGGGAACUUGGUCUAGAAGGCACUGGGAAGCUCAUCAGAGAAAAUGGGUGCUGGGCCUGAGUACUCCCGUCGGAGGGGAUGGACAGUCACCCCUCCCGUUGGUUUCCGACCCCGCCCCCAUUCCCAAGGCAACUCUGGAGGGCACCCUAGGUGUGCUGCUGAGCCCUGCACCCCCGUCCUGCUCCAGCCUGCCUGUGUGUAACCUGUAAGAUGUACUGUGUGCCUCUGGAAGACACCACCUUUCCCUUCAGCGUUACCUUUCCUGACCUGAGGCACCCUGCGAUGUGUGCCCCAAAGCAGAACUUACAGGACCUGCAGGAAGCUGGUGUCAGGGAGAGAAACCCAACCCCACUGUCAACAUAGGGAGCGUCACCAACUCCAGACUGGCUCCUGUGGGUGUGGUGUUUCCACUGGGCUUGGUCCUCAACAUUGCCAAGGUGCUAGUGGGUCCCUACCAGGGCCCAUGUUGGGGGUGAAUCAUGAGGUCCUGAAGGCGUAGGCCCCUGUCAUUCCCACCCUCACUCUUGCUGCACAGUUGUGUUUACUUUUUCUGGGUAGAGGAUGCUGAACUGACUCAGCACCCUCCUGCAGGGUGGGGUUAGGGAAUUUGGUGCUCAAUUGCUCUCCCUUGCUCUUCUCCAAACUGAACAAUACCUACUGCAGGAUCCCUCGGGGCACACUGAAGCUUGGCUGUCAACUCUCUUACUUCCUUUGUUACAGAGAGGGGUUGGCUUGGGGUGAAAAUUUCUGCCCUCCGCAGGGAGCAGCUCCAGCUGCCUGGCAGUGCUCCCAGUUUGUAGGGAAGCCACACCAGAUCUGGGUGCCUUGGGAGAACCGGUCCUUCCUUUUGACCCACCCCAGGAUGAUGGAGUGCUCUUGUCUAGGCCCACGUUCUGCCAGCGACCGGGAUGAGUGGGCAACUGGACUCUGCACGGGGGUCUACAGGUCGAGGGAGGUUGGUCACAAUGAGAACCUCGGGGUUUGAGGUGGCCACGGGCAGAGAGCAGAAAGGGAGGGAGGGUGUGGGUGUGCGUGCGUGCAUGUGCUGGUGUGUAAGGGGGAAAGGGUCUUUCCUGGUUUUAUUUAAAUAAAGUAGUUUAUGUAACAGUUAA